CUGAGCGUUACUCGGUGCGCGCCGCCUGAAAGCGCUCCCCUGAACUCUCUCUAAAACUCCGUUAAAGCUCGAGGAAGCGCCGGCAGGGAACGUGCACGGACUGUGUAGGUGCCCUUCUGGCCUGAAAGGCAGCCACACGCACGUUGCGUUGGGAAGCCAGGUGUGAAUUACGGCGCGGGAGAGGAGUAGUGAGGCAGGUUGCCAUGGCUCGGCUGAUAGAAGGUGGACUGAGAAGAGUACGAGCUGCAAGAAGGCUGCACCAUGCACCAGGGUACCAGAGGUCUUUGAAGAGUCAUUUGCUAUGUUUCAACUCAGCAAAGCAAGGACUUUGAGUGUUCCAGUUCUGUCACAAAGAUAUGAAUGGUCCUGAGACAGAUGAAGAAUGUAAAUAAGCUUCUAGACCAAAGCGUAAGACAAAGAUAGUGAAGAUGAGAAUUCAGACAGCAGCUCCAGACUCCAGAGGACUGCAAGUUUUGGUGAUGAAGCAUCCUGUAAAAAACGAGAGGAUUAUCUGGAAUGGCCUGAAUAUUUUAUGGCAGUCGCAUUUUUGUCAGCGCAGAGAAGCAAGGAUCCAAGUUCUCAGGUUGGUGCCUGUAUUGUAAAUUCAGAAAACAAGAUUGUUGGAAUUGGGUACAAUGGGAUGCCUAAUGGCUGCAGUGAUGAUGCACUACCUUGGACAAGAACAGCAGCACAUAGAUUAGACACAAAGUAUCCUUACGUGUGCCAUGCUGAACUGAAUGCCAUCAUGAACAAAAACUCAGCCGAUGUGAAAGGGUGCAGCAUGUAUGUUGCCUUAUUUCCAUGUAAUGAAUGUGCAAAGCUCAUCAUCCAGGCAGGCAUAAAGGAAGUGAUUUAUAUGUCUGACAAGUAUCAUGACUCUAUUGAAAUGACGGCGGCACGGCGGAUGUUUGAUUUAGCUGGUAUUGUAUACAGGGAAUUCAAGCCAAAAUGUAACAAGAUCAUCAUCGACUUUGAUUCAAUUAACAGCAGACCAAGUCAAAAACUUCUGUGAAUUAAGUCCCAUUAUAUCUCUAGAAGACUGUGAUUAUCCUUCUCUAAAAAGCUGCUAAUGCCUUUCAUCUUGAAGUUACUUGCAACUUUUUAAUGGCUUCUACAGUAAAGUAGACUUCUAAGAAAUGUAAGGCAUAAAAUGUUCCUCUCACUCCAUCUUGUCACGUGGAAUCUAAAUCAACUUAAAAUUUUUAAUGCCUUUAUCAAAUCUGCUUUAAAAGUCUAGGAAUGUAGAUGAGACAAUAUAAUCCAUGUACAGAAAACUGUUCUGGUUCUCGAUGCAUUCAUCACCACAUGCUCUGAUUGGCUGUCAGCACUGAUUUAGAGUCAGUUAAACAGCAGUUCUUAUAGUAACCAGUGGUACAUUCAAAUAUGCUAAUAUAUGUUGAUCUCUCUAUUGGAUGUGUGGAUCUAAAUAGCUGAUCCUAAUAAAUGACAAAAUGUGUUAUCCAUACAAAUACCAAUCUUCUAACUCGCAUAACACUAGUGUUUUAAAAGGUUAUACAGAUUAAAGUAUAUAUUGUAUUUUACAUGUGUUACCCAACAAAAGGAAGUUGAUUUUUCCAUUAACUGCUAUCUAAUACUGUUAUACUUGUGCAGUGGUGAGACAGGAAGUUGUUCUGAGAGUGGUCGAUGCUGGAGCAUGCUUUAGAGACCUUUCAAUUCUUUUUUUUUUCACCAGGACUCCAGAAUUGAAGGAGUUAGAAGGAGUAUAUCAUUUCUCUCUUACCUUUGGGACACCUAUUUGGAGUUGGUUUUCAGGUAUAGAAGGAAAUUAGUUUAUUGGUCUAAGUUCAUUCUAGACGAUCCAAUACAGUUCAGUCUUAAAAUUAACCUGUAAGAUAACUCAAUCAUUUUUUUGCCCUUUGAGAGAAAUUGGAGAUACUCAACCCAUAUCCACAUCUGAGCCAAAAGAGGUAAUUAUUAUGGUGUUAGCUUGUUUCUCAGUGCUGGCGUAGUACUUUCAUUUCUUAAAUGUUGCCUAAAAUAAUAUCCUUUUUAAUUUUAUUUUGAGAUCUGGGAAUAUAUUUU
Molecule: messenger RNA, 2043 nt
Organism: Lagopus leucura (white-tailed ptarmigan)
Lineage: Eukaryota; Metazoa; Chordata; Aves; Galliformes; Phasianidae
Gene: DCTD
Product: dCMP deaminase
Exons: 9
Coding region: 533-1012 (159 amino acids)
Biological process (GO): dTMP biosynthetic process; dUMP biosynthetic process
Cellular component (GO): cytoplasm
Molecular function (GO): zinc ion binding; dCMP deaminase activity
Source: RefSeq, a predicted model, not a curated record